UCCUUUUACACAAAUGACUGAAGCGUGAUCCCACAGCAUGUGUGGCUGGACAGGACGUCUCCGGAUAUCUUUCGUUUCUUUUCUCUAUCUUGGUUUUGUUAGCGGGCGCUGAAACAAAGGCAACGGAACAGUCUCGGCCACGUGGAUCCUAUAUCCUGAAACUUUACCACAAUUAAGACCUGCUACAGAUGGACAACUCACAGAUGAAAAGAGGAAUUGUGAUUAAAGAUGACUGGCCUGGCUACAGUCUGGACCUGUUCACCUACCCUGAACACUACCACGAAGACAUUGAGAGCGUUUACAUCCCACAUGGGGUAAUCAUGAACAGGACGGAGCGUCUGGCCCGAUACAUCAUGGAUGACUUCGGGGACAGCAACAUAAUGGUGCUGUGUGUCCUGAAAGGAGGCUACAAGUUCUGUGCAGAUCUGGUGGAGUUCAUCAAGGUUCUGGGCUGCAACUCCAGCAGAUACCUGGAGACACGGGUGGAGUUUAUCCGUCUGAAGAGCUACCUGAAUGACCAAUCAACAGAAGACCUGCACAUCGUAGGAAGCCGGGAUCUAUCUUUUCUGCGUGGAAAGAGUGUGCUCAUUGUUGAGGCCAUCGUCGACACAGGAAAGACCAUGAAGGCCCUUCUGCAGCAUGUGGAGACCUUUGAACCCAAAAUGGUCAAGGUUGCGGGGCUGCUGGUGAAGAGGGUUCCCAACAUGGCUGAGAGCCUGACAGACUAUGUCGGAUUUGAAAUUCCAAACCGCUUCGUCGUGGGUUAUGCCCUGGACUACAAUGAAUACUUCCGGGACCUGAACCACAUCUGCGUCAUCAGCAAAACUGGAAAGAUGAAGUACAAGGUUUGAGAGGAAUUACAGCCAUGAGUUAUGCACAGUUUUAAAAUAGAAGCACCUUCUAUUUUUUGUAACAGUGAGUCAGAUGGAUUUCCGGAAAGUAACUUUAUAUUUUUGUGCGAUUUGUAUGUUUUUAAAAGGGCUUUCAAGUGAAGUAAUAUUAUUCAUUUUGAAGCAGCCAAUCCAAACGUGUGGAAGGACACUGUAAGAUGACUUUAAAUUAAUAAACAAGUGUUGGAUUUGAUGCAAUUAUUGUCUCAUCCUUGUUCUUUAAUGUUAUUGAGAGACACACAGGAACAAAGAAAUGGAUAGAAAGAAGGGCUGCCCACCGGGAGAGGACGUUGGUGACAGAUGGAGAGAGCUUAUGGACGUUGGCAUCCUCAUGGCCGGAUGACGCCCACUCUGACUCAUGGAAAACACACAGUGGGCGCAGCAGGCAUGCAAACAGCGUCCACACCACACUGUAUCUGUUUGUUUCCAACUUUAAGCCUCACUGGAAAUUAGGAUCAAAUACACAGGGAUUUUAAUAUUAAUUGGACAAAGCCGCUAUUUGUAUAUAUAUUUUGGCUACACUUCACACUGUAUGCAUCUUAUGAGACACUACAAGUCACUAAUGAUGUAGAGUAAACAAAUCUGGUAUAACUUGGUAUAGUACGGGACCCUUCCAUUUUAAAAAUGUGUUUUUCUUCGUGUUGUUUCCCUUGAAAGCUGUGCAAGAUGAUGUAUGUGCAGAAUUUGACAUUAGAGGGAUGUUUCCACAUUCACUUGCUAAAAGUCAAAAGUUUCCCAGUGCUUAAUGGCACUGAACUUAUUUAUGUUCAAGCCACCUGCACCUUAAAUUAUUUAUUUCUUGGUCCACACUGCUCUACUUUCCUUAAAUUGCCCCCAGGGGAAAAAUAAAGUAUUUUGUAUUGUA
Messenger RNA from Acanthochromis polyacanthus (spiny chromis), 1755 nucleotides. It is a transcript of the gene prtfdc1a, whose product is annotated as phosphoribosyl transferase domain containing 1a. Bases 189 to 851 code for a protein of 220 amino acids. The transcript has 10 exons. NCBI's taxonomy places the organism in Eukaryota, Metazoa, Chordata, Actinopteri, Pomacentridae. Gene Ontology annotation, molecular function: magnesium ion binding; hypoxanthine phosphoribosyltransferase activity. The record is from RefSeq and is a predicted model, not a curated record. Gene Ontology annotation, biological process: purine ribonucleoside salvage; hypoxanthine metabolic process; guanine salvage.